CGCAUGGCCAACGCCAAUGGCUCGUCCACCGGUGCAGGCCAUAGCGACCUCGUCAGGGCCAUUUCGCACGAGCAGCACCAGGCGUUCAUGGCCUCCGUGCCCCGGGCCGCACCGGGCGGGGUGAAUGUGCACCACCAGCAGCACUUCCACCAAUACCCCGCCGGCUUGAUCCCAGCGCCGGUGGCACUGCCGGUUCACGCACCGGUGUCGUCACAGACGUCUCCGUACUCCGCCCAGAUCGCGGUGCCGCCGCCGCCGCCACCACUCAUCGCAUCUCCAGACCACCGCCUGCACUCCCUGCCGCCUACCGGAUGCUACCAGCUGGACUAUUCUCCAUAUGGCAACGCUGCUGCGCCUUCGCAGCAGCACACAUCAGCAAUAAGGGGUUUUGCUGACUGGGGAACGCACAGCAAUGCGCUCAUGUCCUUGGCUCAUGCCACUAGUUUUGGUAACAACGGGAGCAGCAAUAUCAACAACAAUGGAUUAUUACAUCAAAACUUAUCCCCGUACACCACGCAUACAUGGACUACUACUUACGUGCAGAGGCCUUAUAACACUGCUGUUUAUGCUCCUGCAACAAUGAAUAUGCUCCAAACUCCUCCAUUUCAUAGCAACAGCCAUGAAAAAGAGUCAGGUGCAGUUUUUUCAAAUAGCUUUAACAUGGCCCCAUCAGUGACACCUACCUCCCCUUUUCAACUUAUGUCUCCAAGCUCAACCAACUACACUUCCACUCAAAUCUUCGAGGAAACCAACAAUUUAGAGGACACUUCAAGAGUCUUUGGAGGUGGGGAUAACGAAAGCAACAACAGUGAGGAACCGGAUCCCAAGCCGGCUGUGGAGAUGGAAGACCUAAACCAAGGCAAUGAUCAUACUUCGAAUAAAACAGCUAACUGUCAAGAUUACCGUAUGGUCCUGCGCAAGGACUUGACAAACAGUGAUGUUGGAAACAUUGGAAGAAUCGUGCUGCCAAAGAAAGAUGCAGAGCCUAACCUUCCAAUCUUGGAAGAUAAGGAUGGCCUGAUACUGGAAAUGGACGAUUUUGAACUCCCGGUUGUAUGGAAUUUCAAGUACAGGUACUGGCCUAAUAACAAGAGUAGGAUGUAUAUAUUGGAAAGUACUGGUGAAUUUGUUAAGAGGCAUGGGCUUCAAGCUAAGGACAUCCUCAUCAUUUACAGGAACAAGAAAUCUGGCAGAUAUGUUGCCCGUGCGGUGAAGGCUGAGGACAUAGCGCCGCCAGAAUGCGAGUGCGUCGAGGCAGGAAACCCUAGAGAAGAGUGCGGCUUCUCCGUCAGUCCUUCGAUCAAUAAGAAGAUCAUCACGUAGAUGGCUGGAGCAUCAGAAAUGUAUGGUGUAGGCUGUUUGCCGCGCAGGAGCACACCGAGAAUCGGCGGUUGCUGGGAGCCAAGCAACUGUUUCGAUCGAGGUUGUGUCGUCAAAGCUGAAUUCCCACCCAACCUGCGUAGGCCUGUACUAUACUGUUUCCCUUGUUUUUGUCGGCCGUUUCGUGUAGUUCGAGAUAAAUGAUGAGUUUGCUUUUGUAGCUGUAUAUAUUUCGUCUUUGGAUAAUUCGGUGACAAACAAGUCAAGGUCGUUAUAUACCGUCUUUUUGAAUAAUUAUUACGAUUAUAAGAAGUUUUUUUU
Zea mays is the source of this 1641-nucleotide messenger RNA. RefSeq lists its product as uncharacterized. Bases 4 to 1323 code for a protein of 439 amino acids. The transcript is spliced from 9 exons. NCBI's taxonomy places the organism in Eukaryota, Viridiplantae, Streptophyta, Magnoliopsida, Poales, Poaceae. Gene Ontology annotation, molecular function: DNA-binding transcription factor activity; DNA binding. The record is from RefSeq and is marked validated.